AUGCUCAAAAUGGCAGACGCCUGCGCAGAUAGUAGCAAGCAGACCCGCUUCCACGAAAUGCACGUGCAAAGGCAUAACAACGUCAGCAUUCUUUACGCAGAUAUCGUCAACUUCACACCACUGUCGGAGCGACUCAGCGCCUCUGACCUGGUGAAGACCUUGAACGAGCUCUUCGGAAGAUUCGAUCAAAUAGCACAGGAAAAUCAGUGUAUGCGAAUAAAAAUCUUAGGAGAUUGCUACUACUGCGUUUCUGGACUACCUGUUUCCAGGCCGAACCACGCUUACAAUUGUGUCAACAUGGGCUUGCAGAUGAUAGACGCUAUACGUUUCGUCCGAGAAGCGACUGGCUUUAAUGUGGAUAUGCGAAUCGGGAUACACACUGGCAACGUGCUGUGUGGUGUGCUCGGCCUCCGCAAGUGGCAGUUCGAUGUCUGGAGUGAUGACGUUACGCUCGCUAACCAUAUGGAAUCUGGGGGGAUCGCUGGUCGUGUCCACAUUACGAAGGCCACCAUGCUGCAGCUCGCAGGCAAGUUUGAGGUGGAGCCAGGGGACGGUGCUUCCAGAGAAGGGUAUCUUGCUGAUCAUAAAGUGGAAACAUACUUGAUUGUUCCGCCAAAGAAAUCAUCUGAAAACGGGCGUCUGUCCGUCUGCACUAUAGACAGAAAGGCUAGCAUCGUGUCUUCGAUUUACCAGGACGUGUCGCCGACAAAACCGCGCGACAGCAUUAGUCCGGCACCCUCGCAGCACAGUUUUAACGAACAAGAGGUUGUCAAAGUCAUGAGAGCUGAAUCUAUGAGAAAUCCUGACUUGAGCAGGCGGGCUUCUGUCAAGAUUGAAGGGCCCAAAACAGUGGCGUUCGAGAACAACAACGCUACGAGUCCUGGCGAUGCGAUGGGUAAUGGGUCAGUAGUGGCCAAACCUAAGAGCCGUAGUGGGUCCAUCAUUGGAGCCAUUAGUCCAAUAAUGGGAACAGCUGUACCCGGCGUGCCAAGUAGAUCACGCCCUUCGAGCAAGAUGACUAAGUACGUCGAAUGUUGGGGUGCGGACAAGCCUUUCGCGAACAUCACAGACUCCACAUUGGCUAAGAAUAUUGGCAUAUCGAGUCUGGCAAUGAUUGAGCAAAACCUACUACCCCAGAGAACCUGUUGUGACUGCAGCACUAAUUCAGAAGGUAUGAGUCGAGUCACCCUUUGGUUCAAGAACAAGACACAAGAGAGCCAAUACCGCGGUCAGCCAGACACACAAUUCAAAAAUUACGUGGCAUGCGCGUGCGCACUGUUUAUUCUUCUCGCCUUUAUACAGCUGUUUACAUUGCCCAAAGGAAUUGUGCUAUACGCAUCGUUCGGACCAACACUUUUGACGCUGGUCGUCUUCGUGUACCUCUCGUGGUAUGACGGCCACUUCGCUUCAGGAGGAAUGCAUCUUCUCUCCGAUGCCUCGGACAUGUUAUAUUCAGAUAACUGCGCUAAGCCUGGGCAGGUAGUUGCGAGCAAUUGUUACAUUCGAUUGACAAUGUUUAUGGUGUCUGCUCUCUUAAUUGGCGCCUGUGCUGUUAUCAAUCUAUUCCAGACUUACCUCAUUCAAGAGUUCCCGACUGAAGUUUGGGUAAAGAACUACACCAACGCCACGAACAUAACAGGAAUUAGCAUCAAUAUUGACGUGGAAUCUGCUCCGAGUUACCUGUAUAGCUCUGUUUUGACGUUAGCGUCAAUAUCGGUGUUUCUUCGUAUAGGCUUCGUGCUGAAGCUGAUCUUCAUGAUACUUAUCCUCAUCGUCCACAUUACCCUCUUCGCAUCAGCAGAACUCUUCAGCCAAUACCAAUAUCGGGAUUUUGAUACAGAGUUUUCAAUGCUCCCGUACUCAGCUAAAGCCGGUCUGGUGUUGGUAUUUUUGGCUGCAUUACUUCAUAUUCUGGAUAGGCAGAUAGAGUUCACAUCUCGAACAGACUUCUUGUGGAAAGACAAGCUCAAAUUUGAACAGGAAGAAGUGGAAACUAUGAGGGGAAUAAAUAAGAUAUUACUAGAGAAUAUUCUACCGGCUCACGUCGCGCAACAUUUUUUGACGUCCGUCGCUUCUAAGGAGGAGCUAUACCACGAAAGAUAUUCUAGCAUAGCUGUGAUGUUUGCUUCUAUCCCGAAUUACAAGGAGUUUUACGAUGAAACAGAUGUCAAUAAGCAAGGCUUGGAGUGUCUGCGUUUGCUCAAUGAGAUUAUCUGUGAUUUUGAUAAGUUAUUACUCAAACCGAAAUUCAGUUGUAUAGAAAAGAUUAAGACGAUAGGAAGCACGUAUAUGAUAGCUUCCGGCUUAAGACCGGGAAAAGAAGAGCCCAUAGAUGCCACCAGAAAAGAAGAACACACAGUAGCGAUCUUAGUAGAAUUCGCGAUUGCUUUAAUGACGAUAUUGGAGCAAAUCAACCGAGAGUCGUUUCAGAGGUUCAAAUUGAGGAUUGGUCUUAACCAUGGCGCAGUAAUAGCUGGCGUUGUGGGAGCACAAAAGCCGCAGUACGACAUUUGGGGUAACACCGUGAACGUGGCGUCGAGGAUGGAUUCCACUGGAGUUAUGGGAAGAAUACAAGUCACUGAAGACACAGCUAAAGUCUUAAUGAACGCGGGUUAUACCUGUGAAUGCCGAGGUCCUACAUACGUAAAAGGAAAAGGCACUCUUACAACAUACUUCGUAAAAACCCCCAAUAUCGGAGGUGCUUUGUAG
Messenger RNA from Leptosia nina, 2709 nucleotides. Lineage: Eukaryota; Metazoa; Arthropoda; Insecta; Lepidoptera; Pieridae. The record is from the annotation of a GenBank genome assembly.